GAAAUAGAUAAAAUGAAAAUUUGAAAGAGCAAGGUUCCCUCCACAGGGUUUCAAUACGUUAGUGACGUGGCGAUUCAUGAACGUUACAUAGCCGCUUCAAAACCUUCGUUCCAAUUCGAUCCGGCACAUUUUGGUAGCCGUUGAAAACCAGUUCCAUUUCAAAAAAACUCUUCUCUCUCUUUUCACUUGUUGAGGAUCAUGAAGAAGACAACUCGCAGAUCUAAACAAUCGAGUCCAAUCGAUUCCUCACCUUCCGAUGCAAACGAAAAGCAACAUUACGAAGAGAGGAUUCGCGAACUCGAACGAGAGAAUAAAGCGUAUCAGACUGAGAUAGAGGAAUUGAAAAAACAAAAGGGGAAUGAUUCUUCAGCUUCUAAUGAUGGAGUUGAAAAGCUUAAGAAAGAUUAUCUUCAGAAGCUGAACUUACUUGAAGAUCAGGUAUCUGAAUUGAAGAAGAAACUGGGAUCUCAAUCCCAAUUUUCAACUCAUAGGAAAAAAGCAGAUGAAUCAACAAAGCAGUUGCAGUAUGAGAUUCAGAGUUUGAAAGCUCAGAAGGUUCAACUGCAAUGUAAGAUAAAGUUAGAGUCUGUGCGAUUUAGAUUAUGCAAGGCUUUACUUGAAAAGGAAGUUCUUCAGCUUAAGAAGGAGGGAAGAAGGAAUGAAAUAAAGGCUCACAGUUUGCGGACUUCUAACCAGAUGCUUAAAAUGGUAUUGCAACGAAAGACUGAGGAAGCUUCUGCUGCAAUUAAACGUCUAAGAGAUAUGAUAGCAGCACGAAAAGCUAUAUUAAACCGUUCAUCUGGUUCCAAAAAUAAAAAUGGUCAAGUAAUUCAGGAUGCUGAGCAUGAACUUGAAGCCACAACUCAGUUGCACAAGUUAUGUUCUCAAUAUGAAUCCAAUAUCGAAAAGAUGAUUGAAGAGAUUGCACAGCUGAAAGAAGAAGUUGAGAUGCACAGGGAGGAAAGAUCAAGGUCUCAGUCACAGGAAGAAGACCUUAACAGCCCCGAGAAGGAUUUUGAUGAUAUUCAAGAUUUAAAGGAACAAGUAAACAACCUUAGUGGUAUACUUAAAGAAUUACAAUUGCGGAAGGAGAAGCAUGAUUCCAGAGAAAUGAAGCAGCAGGACCUGGAUCUUCUUCUUUCUGAAGAAAGUAACGACAAGAUUAAACUGGAUAUCCCCGGAAUGAGCGGUUCAACUGAAAAUAGUGUUAAGAGAGAAAGAGCACGUGAAGGGCUUUGCUGUUCUUGCAGUAAGAAGUCCUUGUGCAAGACUACAAAGUGCCAAUGCCGAUCCACUGGUGGGAGCUGCGGACCAUCAUGUGGCUGCACAGGUUCUAAGUGCACAAAUAGGGAACCACUGAAAUCAGUGGCAGAAAACGAGUUACCAAAAUCAGAGGAUUCAGAAUGCUCUACGAAUAAAGAUGGAGGCGUGAUUGCUUCUGAAUGUGCCAAACUACUACAGAGUGCACUUGUUGAAAAACCUGCCAGUCGCAGAGACAACCAGGGGCCCAAAAAGAAGCCAUUAUGUGACAUCCAGAACUCACUGGUGGGUAAUAUAGAUGCUCAAAAGCAAGGCCGGAAAAAGAAUACCAGGAAGCCGGUAAUUCAGCUUGUUACCAAGGAUCCAAUGUCCUCAACUCCAGAAAAAUAACUGAAGUAUUAAAACAUACAUUAUUCGAACUCGAAAAAAUAAAUCAAUGAGAUUGAACUAGGUGAUGAAACCAGCUAGGAAAGAGUGCUUCUGGCGACUGCCAUUAGAAAAGCAGCUGAUUUUCGUCAUUUAAGAAGAUCAACAGGAAGAUAACUGUUUGAUUAACUUCUCGUUUUCACACCCAGUCUUCUGUUCUGGGGACAAACAAAGAACAGGAAUCAUUUAAUUUGUUAUUACUGGUUUUUGAAAAUUCAUACUGAUGCUGAAUUGUUGAGUUUGAUUUACAUUGUUAAUUUGGAUCUCUUGUUUAGUAUCAUGAGAGUUGUUUCAAAAUCAGAUUGUCAUAAAAUAGAAUUUUAUAAUUUCUACAUAA
Molecule: messenger RNA, 2023 nt
Organism: Medicago truncatula (barrel medic)
Lineage: Eukaryota; Viridiplantae; Streptophyta; Magnoliopsida; Fabales; Fabaceae
Product: kinesin-like protein KIN-4C
Exons: 13
Coding region: 199-1650 (483 amino acids)
Biological process (GO): spindle elongation; microtubule-based movement; mitotic spindle organization
Cellular component (GO): microtubule associated complex
Molecular function (GO): microtubule motor activity
Source: RefSeq, a predicted model, not a curated record